AUGCACCAUGAUUGCACACUGCCCAUUGUUCACCGAGACAUUUCUAGCAACAAUGUUCUGAUUGAUGAGGAGUACAAGGCUCGUGUUUCAGACUUUGGCAUUGCCAAGCUUUUGAAGCUAGAUUCCUCUAACUGGAGUGCAUUUGCAGGCACAUACAGAUAUGUUGCACCAGAGCUUGCUUGCACGAUGAAGGUAACUGAAAAGUGUGAUGUUUAUAGCUUUGGUGUGUUGGCACUGAAAGUGAUCGAAGGAAAGCAUCCGGGAGACUUCAUCAUGUCCCUGUUGACCCCAGCUGUUGAGAGCAUACAACUAAAGGAUGUGUUGGACCAACGCCUUUCACUUCCCUCCCCUGAAGUUGAUGAGAGCAUCACCUAUGUGCAUAGAAUUGCUGCCCAUGAAAAUGCAUAG
Molecule: messenger RNA, 408 nt
Organism: Camellia sinensis
Lineage: Eukaryota; Viridiplantae; Streptophyta; Magnoliopsida; Ericales; Theaceae
Source: RefSeq, a predicted model, not a curated record